Molecule: messenger RNA, 1023 nt
Organism: Pimephales promelas (fathead minnow)
Lineage: Eukaryota; Metazoa; Chordata; Actinopteri; Cypriniformes; Leuciscidae
Source: RefSeq, a predicted model, not a curated record
AUUUACCUCUUAUGAUUUCAGUGUGUUCUUCUGCACUGCAAACAUGAGAUCGCUUUUCUACCUACUUGUGCUAUUAACAAUUCAGGAAUCCUUUGGCCAAUCAAUAACACCAUUGGAGACCACAAAACAUGCCACUGAGAGAGAGUCAGUCAUUCUCUCAUGCAAAUAUGAUAGCCAAGCACGCUCUUUACAUUGGUAUCGACAAUAUCCUGGAUCCAGACCUCAAUUUCUGAUUCUUGUUUAUGAAUCUGGCAGUGUAACACAUGCAGAACCCCCUUUCCCAAGACUGGGUGCUAGUGUGAAUAAGGUGGAAAAGCAGGUAUAUCUGAACAUCUCUUCUGCUGCAGUCACAGAUUCAGCGCUGUACUACUGUGCCCUGGAGCCCACAGUGACAGGAAGAGCAGCCACACUGUACAAAAACCUCUGUGAGGAGGGGUUAUACAAAAAUCUCAAUUCUGUCUGCAGUUUUCAUUUGUGGUUCAAGAUGAUGCUCCUGUGCUGUCUGCUUGUGUUUUCAGUAACUCAAUAUACAUUUGCACAGUCAAUAAGACCAUUGCAGAACAAUGUGCAUGUAACUGAGGGGAAGCCAGUCAAUCUCUCAUGUAAAUAUGAUGGCAGUGCAUACAGUCUACAUUGGUAUCGACAGUAUCCUGGAUCCAGACCUGAAUUUGUGCUCCUCGUCAUGGAGUCAGCCAAGAAACAAGUGAUCUAUGCAGAACCCCGUAUCCCUGGAAUGGAUGGACAAAUGAGUAUGAGUGAUAAACGUGUGGAUCUGGAGAUCUCCUCUGUUACAGUGUCAGACUCUGCUCUGUAUUACUGCGCCCUGCAGCCCACAGUGACAGGAAACACAUCAUCACUGUACAAAAACUUAAAGAAAGAGAAAGAACAUAUCUGUCUUUUGUCAUAGACUCAUGUUUGUUUGCAGAAUGAGCAGAUUACAUUGAUUUAGCAGAUUGGAAUUUUCAAAAUGCUUGAGUACUUUCCAUAGAUAAGAAUGAAAAAUAAUGUUAUAAAUAAUGUAAA